This is a messenger RNA of Exserohilum turcica Et28A, 1840 nucleotides long. RefSeq lists its product as uncharacterized. Bases 127 to 1563 code for a protein of 478 amino acids. The record is from RefSeq and is a predicted model, not a curated record. NCBI's taxonomy places the organism in Eukaryota, Fungi, Ascomycota, Dothideomycetes, Pleosporales, Pleosporaceae. Gene Ontology annotation, molecular function: oxidoreductase activity, acting on the CH-OH group of donors, NAD or NADP as acceptor; NAD binding. The transcript is spliced from 2 exons.
AGCGCCUCGGGGUAUUUAUAGUCGAGCACUCUGAGCCUCCGGAUCGUGCGACCUGAUUGAGUUGUCGCAUCCCUCCUCUCUCCGCCGAGCAACCUCCGCAAUCACCUCCGCGUGCGCCCGCCCACCAUGACUCCCGCCCAGGAUAUCGCCGGCAGCGGCAACAUGCCCUCACGCUCCGUGUCCAACAGCCUCAACUUCAGCACCAGCCCGUCGAUUCCCUUCCACAGCCCGCCGUCGACAUUUCGCCAGCCGCCGUCGCUCAACACAAGAGAUGGCCGCUCGCAUGCGCAGCAGCUCGCCAAGCAGCUGAAGCCGUUCGACACCAAGGACAUCAAGGUGCUUCUGCUGGAAAAUGUCAACGAGGCGGGUGUCCAGAUCCUCCGGGACCAGGGAUACCAGGUCGAGGCAAUCAAGGCCAGUCUGGGAGAGGACGAGCUGAUUGAGAAGAUCCGCAAUGUCCAGGUCAUUGGCAUCCGCUCCAAGACCAAACUCACCAAGAAGGUCUUGGACGAGGCCAAGGACCUGAUUGUCAUCGGCUGCUUCUGCAUUGGAAUGAACCAGGUCGACCUGGAGGCUGCGGCCAGCAAGGGAAUUGCCGUCUUCAACUCGCCCUUUAGCAACUCGCGCUCCGUUGCCGAGCUCGUCAUUUCGGAAAUCAUUGCGCUCGCUCGCCAGCUUGCCGACCGCUCCAUGGAACUGCACAAUGGCACUUGGAACAAGGUCAGCAAGGGCUGCUGGGAGAUUCGAGGCAAGACACUGGGCAUAGUCGGAUAUGGACACAUUGGUUCGCAGCUGAGUGUGCUGGCCGAGUCGAUGGGCAUGAACGUCAUCUACUACGAUGUCCUGACCACCAUGGGUCUGGGAACUGCGCGACAAGUAGCGACUCUCGACGACCUCCUGUCAGAAGCCGACUUUGUCUCGCUACACGUUCCCGCGCUUCCCGAGACCAAGAAUCUCAUUGGCAAGGCGCAAUUCGCAAAGAUGAAGGACGGCAGCUACCUCAUCAACAAUGCUCGCGGCACCGUCGUCGACAUUCCAGCGCUGAUUGAGGCCAGUCGGUCUGGCAAGCUCGCAGGAGCAGCCAUUGACGUGUUCCCCAACGAGCCGGCUGGCAACGGCGACUACUUCACGAGCGAGCUCAACACAUGGACCAAGGACCUUGUCGGCCUCAAGAACCUGAUCCUCACCCCCCACAUUGGCGGCAGCACCGAGGAAGCGCAGAGCGCCAUUGGUGUCGAAGUCAGCACAGCGCUGGUUCGCUACGUCAACGAGGGCACGACGCUCGGUGCCGUCAACAUGCCCGAGGUCAACCUUCGCGGCCUGACGCUCGACCAGCCAGACUGCAUGCGUGUCAUUUACAUCCACAAGAACGUCCCCGGUGUCCUGAGACAGGUCAACGGCAUCCUGCUGCACCACAACAUUGAAAAGCAAAUGUCGGAUUCAAAGGGCGACGUUGCCUACCUCAUGGCGGAUAUCAGUGAGGUCAAGGAGGGAGAGAUUAAGGACUUGUUUACGAGUUUGGAGGAGUUGUCGUCAUGCAUUCGUACGAGAGUCUUGUAUUAAGAAAAGCGGAGCAAUCACAGACGCGGGGGUGUAAAAAAUCGGUGAGGGGGGCUGGGGUAACAUUGCUGCAAAAAAAAGUUACUGUGUGUUUGAAGGAAAGAAGGGGAGGGGCAGCUUUGACUAUGUCUCUGUCUCUGGGGGAUCUUUUUUCUUUUCUUUACAUGUAUAUUCUAGUAGCUACUUUCUUCAACAGCAAAGUUCAACAAUGGCCGGCUACAAGAGCUAUUAUUAUCAGAACAAGACUGACUACGGCUGCGUGCGGCAUUAACCAUCCCCC